Aspergillus saccharolyticus JOP 1030-1 is the source of this 2374-nucleotide messenger RNA. RefSeq names its product alpha-arrestin. The coding region runs from base 320 to 1906 and encodes 528 amino acids. Gene Ontology annotation, molecular function: protein-macromolecule adaptor activity; ubiquitin protein ligase binding. Lineage: Eukaryota; Fungi; Ascomycota; Eurotiomycetes; Eurotiales; Aspergillaceae. Gene Ontology annotation, cellular component: cytosol; plasma membrane; cytoplasm. The record is from RefSeq and is a predicted model, not a curated record. Gene Ontology annotation, biological process: ubiquitin-dependent endocytosis. The transcript has a single exon.
UUGAAUAGGUACAAGAAUCAGUUCAAUUGCAAGGAGAUUAUGUACUUGACAACCAACCUCAUACUCCCACAUUCACCGUGAUAUCAAGACAGCUUCACGCAUACUAGUCUGUUCCCCGGUCUGGUCAUAUACUGCAGUCAUCGUGGACCGUCACCUUCCGACAUCCACUGCUCCCUGAGCAACACAACCUUCUACUUCCCGAGAAAGCCGCUGAGACACAAUAAGCCACUACUCCCAGCUUGUGUGUCCUCGACACUGUUACUAUACUUAGCUACCAAGGUUCCCCAAAUCAGCGCGUCCACUCGCAACCGUCGCCACCAUGCCAGGCCGUUUACUUUCCAGCUUUGUCCGCCCUUCCCUCUCCCAUCAUUCAUCGUCCGUCUCACACUCCAACUCCUCGUCCUCCUCGUCUGUGAACGAGAUCCCGAACAACACCGUGGCCUCUAAGAAGCCAUCUACCCACCUGAUCGUGGACAGAGCUCGCUCCCCCGAACGCCGGCUAUCGUUCGCGAUGGAGCAUCUCAUUCACCCUCACCGCGACCACAGCAAGGAGAAGCGACGAAGCCACGGCCGCUCCGCUCGUUCAAAGGAGCGUGCCGGCCAUGACCACAGUGCCAAUCCCUCUGCAAAGCUCGAUGUGAUUGUGGAAUCCCCCCCGCUCGUGUGUUACGGUACCCCUGCCAAUUCAACUGGCGCUUUAUUCUCUGGACGCCUCAAAAUUAGCAUCGCUGAAUUAGCCGGCAUGAUCACGCUUGACACGUUCGACAUGCGUCUUAUGAGCAAAAUCACGACCAAGAAGCCCGUUUCGAGAGACUGCUCCAACUGUGCCUCGCGAACUGAGGAAUUGACCCAUUGGAGUUUCCUCACCGAGCCUCUCGCCCUGAAGAGCGGCGACCACGAAUUCCCCUUCAGCUACCUGGUUCCCGGUCAUCUUCCCGCUUCCUGCAACGGCUCACUGGGUCAGAUCGAGUACUUCCUAUCUGCACGUGCUCACAGCGUCACUGGGGAAGAGUUCACUUAUAAGAUGCCUCUGCACAUCAAGCGCGCGAUUCUUCCCGGCAACGACAAGUCCUCCAUCCGUAUCUUCCCCCCCACCAACCUCACCGGUCGUAUUGUCCUUCCGUCCGUUGUCCACCCCAUCGGUACCUUCCCCGUGCAGAUGACGUUGAGCGGCGUGGUGGAUAAAGGCGAGGAAACUCAGACCCGCUGGCGCCUGCGAAAAAUGAUGUGGCGGAUUGAGGAACACCAGAAGAUUGUCUCUACAGCCUGUGCCAAGCACACACACAAAAUCGGAGGCGAGGGCAAGGGUGUCCUUCACCAGGAGACCCGGGUCAUUGGUCAUAACGAAGAGAAGGACGGCUGGAAGACGGAUUUCGACACCGCCGGCGGUGAAAUCAGCAUGCAGUUUGAAGCCAGCAUCAACCCAUCUUGUAACCCAGUGUGCGACCUCGAAGCUUCUGGUGGUCUGGAAGCUCGUCAUAACCUCGUCAUUGAAUUGAUUGUUGCCGAAGAGUUCUGUCCCAACCGCAACACGAGACUCAUCACCCCGACCGGCGCAGCGCGCGUUUUGCGCAUGCAGUUCCACCUGCUUGUUACCGAACGAAGCGGGCUUGGCAUCAGUUGGGACGAGGAAAUGCCACCAGUCUAUGAGGACGUUCCUGCUAGUCCCCCUGGAUACACUAUGCUGGACGGAAGCAGCAUCAUGGAAGACUACCAUGGAUCUCCUCUGCAUCUUCCGGAGUAUGAGGAAUUGGACCGCAUGGAGUCGCUGCGCCUGGACAGUGACUCGACACAUUCCUCCUCAACACGGGGACGCUCUCGUAUUACCCCCGAUGAUUUAUCGGCCGAGCCCUUGGAACUCGAGACAAGAACCCGAGCCAUGUCUCCUGUCGAGCCUGAGGCAUAGACCGAUCUCAAUACUGGCCGUAUUGCGAUCACAUAUUUCCAACACAUCUUCAAAAUCGGUUGACCUUAGUCACCGGACCUUUAUGAAUUCACGACUGCUUACGAAAUUCAACGAUUUCCCCCGCAAAAGGAUUCAAGGAUUCGUCCUCUUGCACUCUCAACAGUUUCCGAAAAUCGGGUUCCAGGCUCUCACUACCUCGUCUAAUCGCUAAUUGUCUCACCCCUGUGGACUGUGGAGGAAAAUACAAAAAGUUUGUUAUAGAAAUUAUGUUAUGCUGGGUGAAUUUCUGUGCUUUGGAUGAUACCCAUUAUCUGCUGUCAAGUCCGAAUAUUUUCAUUUGUCUAUUCCUGUUACUGGCAUCAUACAUACCCAGGUACAUACAUUUCCGCUCGUGAUGUGGACAUCUUUCUACACAUAACGUUUAUGAUUGAACAAAAUGAAUCAAUGACAAAUCACCUCUUUCAAUUA